Mesoplodon densirostris (Blainville's beaked whale) is the source of this 1008-nucleotide messenger RNA. RefSeq names its product potassium two pore domain channel subfamily K member 15 (gene KCNK15). Lineage: Eukaryota; Metazoa; Chordata; Mammalia; Artiodactyla; Ziphiidae. Gene Ontology annotation, cellular component: membrane. Gene Ontology annotation, molecular function: potassium ion leak channel activity. The record is from RefSeq and is a predicted model, not a curated record. The transcript has 2 exons. Gene Ontology annotation, biological process: stabilization of membrane potential; potassium ion transmembrane transport. The coding region runs from base 16 to 1008 and encodes 330 amino acids.
GCCCGGGGCUCAGCGAUGAGGAAGCAGAGCGUGCGCACCGCCGCGCUCAUCCUGUGCAUCCUGUCUUACCUGCUGGUGGGCGCCGCCGUCUUCGACGCGCUCGAGUCCGAGGCGGAGAGCGGCCGCAAGCGGCUGCUGGCCCAGAAGCGGAGCGAGUUGCGGAGGAAGUACGGCUUCUCGACCGAGGAUUACCGCGAGCUGGAGCGCCUGGCGCGGCAAGCCGAGCCGCACCGCGCCGGCCGCCAGUGGAAGUUCGCCGGCUCCUUCUACUUCGCCAUCACCGUCAUCACCACCAUCGGGUACGGUCACGCCGCGCCGGGCACGGACUCGGGCAAGGUCUUCUGCAUGUUCUACGCGCUCCUGGGCAUCCCCCUGACGCUGGUCACCUUCCAGAGCCUGGGUGAGCGGCUGAACGCGCUGAUGCGGCGCCUCCUGCUGGCGGCCAAGCGCUGCCUGGGCCUGCGGCGGCCGCACGUGUCCACCGAGAAUAUGGUGGUGGCUGAGCUGCUGGUGUGCGCGGCCACCUUGGCCCUCGGGGCCGCCGCCUUCGCGCAUUUCGAGGGCUGGACCUUCUUCCACGCCUACUACUACUGUUUCAUCACCCUCACCACCAUCGGCUUCGGCGACUUCGUGGCGCUACAGAACGACGAGGCGCUGCAGAGGAAGCCGCCCUACGUGGCCUUCAGCUUCCUUUACAUCCUCCUGGGGCUCACGGUCAUCGGCGCUUUCCUCAACCUGGUGGUCCUACGCUUCCUGGCGGCCAGCGCGGACGCGCCCGAGCGUGUUGCCCGCCCGCUCCGCCGGGGGGCGCCCGAGAGCAGCGGCCCCGCCCUGCCCCGCCGCCCCGCCCACCCCGCCGGCUCCACCUCCAUCUCCUACCGCGUCCACCAGCUGGAGUUGCGGGCGCGCGACAAUCUGGGCUUCUCGCCCCCCGCGAGCCCUGGGGCUGGAGGCGGCGGCGGCGGCGGCAGGGCAGGCAGGCCCCUGGCCCGGCGGAAGUCCAUCUGA